AUGACAACGCGCAGAAAAAAGCCCUUUAGUCACAAGGCCAAAAAGGCCCAAAUGCAGGAAAAACGUUCCAGGAUACGGGACGACUGGACAUGGGAUGACCGAGAAGCUGAUAGCGUAGAAUCGAAAAGCCAGCCACGAGCAGAGCCAAGUGCCAACCUCACGGAAGGAGAAGGUGACGGAGAGACGCACAGUUCAGCACUCUCAAAGGAAGACGUUGAGAUGACAAUGGAUGGACCAAAGGUUGCAGAAGCUGGGUACGGAAAAGGGACACUUGAAUCCGUGUUUGCAAAGUGGCCCAAAGACAUUUUAGAGCAGCGGAAGAAGGAGAGUAUGAAACCACUCCGUCGCCUACCACCGACGUCACUGGAAGUCUCUUUCGAGGAUCUCUAUGCUGCGGACGCUAUCAUUGACAUUCCCAAGCGUCCCCCAUGGAGCUACGCUGAAUCAAGAGAAGUGGUCCAAGAGCGUGAGAGCAGCUAUUUUCAGAAAUGGUUGGAUGCCGUCUAUGCCAAAUAUCCUGCCGAGGAGCUCAGUUAUUUUGAACAUAAUUUGGAGGUUUGGAGACAACUAUGGCGUGUCGCAGAGAUAUCCGACAUUAUUUUGUUCAUUGUUGACGUGCGACAUCCGAUCCUCCACUUUCCCCCAUCCCUUUAUGAUUAUGUUGUGAAAGAUCUUGGGCGAAAACUUAUUUUGGUAUUCAAUAAGAUUGAUUUGGUCGGCCAAGACACACUUGAAGCAUGGACAAACUAUUUCAGGGCAGAGUUUCCUGAGAUCAGUGCCGCUAGCUUUAGCUGCUACCCCAAAGAUGGGUUUUUGAAGUCAGACUCUGCUACAGCUGCCUUGAAGUCCCGCGUCCGCCGAAAGUACAAGCGAUACUACCGCGCUGUGGGUGUGCCAGAAGUAUUACGCGCUUGUAGAGAUACGAAUCUGGUAAAGGGCGGUGUCGAGGUUGAUUGGGAUGUGCUUAUCGAUCGAGCUGAGGAUGAGAGAAGAAAGCGGGAAGAAGAAGCUAAGCGAAAAAGCGACGAGGAGGUGUCGGGGAGAAGAGGACGACGAAAGCGGGAACAGUUGGAUGCGAAAGAAGACCUUACUGAAGAUGAGAGCCAGGAGAGCGAAGUGGACGAAAACUGUGAAGAUGCUGAUAACAUGGUGAAUAAGCUAGAUAUCGAAGAGCACGAAGCAGAACCAAAUAAAAACUGGGUGACGAUUGGUCUAGUCGGUCAUCCAAACGUUGGAAAAUCAUCAUUGAUUAAUAGUGUUAUUGGACGCAAGGUCGUAUCCACAUCUCGCACACCAGGGCAUACGAAGCAUUUUCAGACGAUACACUUGACGUCCGAUGUAAGAUUAUGCGAUUGUCCGGGACUGGUAUUUCCCGCCAUUGUGCCCAAACCGUUGCAGAUCCUUGCGGGGAUGUACCGCAUUUCGCAAGUUCAAGAACCCUACACGUCCAUCCAAUACCUCGCCGAACGUGUUCCUCUGGAGGAAAUUCUCAACCUUCACCACCCUGACCAAGACGACCCAGAUACUGCAUCCACAUUUCAUUGGUCGGCCUGGCGAAUUUGCGAAGCUUUUGCACUUGACCGUGGGUUCCUGACAGCGCGGGUAGCCCGUCCCGAUGUAUAUCGCGCCGCUAACAUGAUAUUAAGAAUGUGUGUGGAUGGAAGAAUUUUGUUAGGUUUUAAACCAAAGGGAUUUUCGCAGGGCUUGUGGAGGGAAAUUGGACACAAUGCAUCACGAAUGGAGAAGGAUGAGGAGCGCGCUGCGGUGAAGGAGGAAGAAGAUGACGAGAGCGAGGAGGAAGACAUUCAACCAGAGCAAGAUGGUGGCGCCUUUGAGUUAUUGGCGGGAAUGGAUGAGUAAACGAUUACCUUUUUUCAUUGCUCGCAACAAAUGUGCAUCACGAGGGAAUUAUCUUCAGAAAUACAUACCACAUGUUCUCC
Spizellomyces punctatus DAOM BR117 is the source of this 1940-nucleotide messenger RNA. RefSeq lists its product as uncharacterized. The record is from RefSeq and is a predicted model, not a curated record. Bases 1 to 1860 code for a protein of 619 amino acids. NCBI's taxonomy places the organism in Eukaryota, Fungi, Chytridiomycota, Chytridiomycetes, Spizellomycetales, Spizellomycetaceae. The transcript is spliced from 11 exons. Gene Ontology annotation, molecular function: GTP binding; GTPase activity.